AUGUCAAAGGGAUUGCCAGCUCGACUCCGUCUCACCCGCAGUCGAACAGUCAAGCCCGAUCGGGGCUCCGGGGGAGCAUCCCCGCAUAAGGGGUCCCCGCAACAAAGCUCCUCGGCCAGCCCACCCGCGUCCCACGCGCGCGGCCAGCCCAACCGCGCCGAGCGCCUCGCGGGCCCCUCGGUCCCACGCGCGCGGCCAUACCGCCCGCGUCCCACGCGCGCGGCCAAACCGCUCGCAUCCCACGCGCGCGGCCAGCCCGAUCGCACCGAGGGCCUCACGGGCCCCUCGGUCCCACGCGCGCGGCCAAACCGCCCGCGUCCCACGCGCGCGGCCAGCCCAACCGCGCCGAGCGCCUCGCGGGCCCCUCGGUCCCACGCGUGCGGCCAGACCGCCCGCGUCCCACGCGCGCGGCCAAACCGCCCGUAUCCCACGCGCGCGGCCAGCCCGACCGCACCGAGCGCCUCGCGGGCCCCUCGGUCCCACACGCGCAGCCAACCCGUGCCUCAGUUCCUCUGCUCCUCGGCUAUGGCCGAGAUCUUUGCACGGCCUCGGCACCUCGACCCCUCCCGCUGUUCCCAGAGCCUACCUCGCCUUCUCCUCUAG
Molecule: messenger RNA, 603 nt
Organism: Musa acuminata AAA Group (dessert banana)
Lineage: Eukaryota; Viridiplantae; Streptophyta; Magnoliopsida; Zingiberales; Musaceae
Product: siderophore biosynthesis regulatory protein URBS1-like
Exons: 1
Coding region: 1-603 (200 amino acids)
Source: RefSeq, a predicted model, not a curated record